Messenger RNA from Heterocephalus glaber (naked mole-rat), 5426 nucleotides. RefSeq names its product maturin, neural progenitor differentiation regulator homolog (gene Mturn). NCBI's taxonomy places the organism in Eukaryota, Metazoa, Chordata, Mammalia, Rodentia, Bathyergidae. Gene Ontology annotation, cellular component: cytoplasm. The record is from RefSeq and is a predicted model, not a curated record. Gene Ontology annotation, biological process: positive regulation of megakaryocyte differentiation; regulation of signaling.
CGACUGCCGCCCGCACGCCGAGGAGGGCGCCGCGGAGGCGGAGGCGCAGGCGGAGGGGCGCGGGCACGGCGCGGCGCGGCAAUGGAUUUCCAGCAGCUGGCGGACGCUGCGGAGCAAUGGUGCUCCAACACGCCCUUCGAGCUCAUCGCCACCGAGGACACCGAGCGCAGGAUGGAUUUCUACGCCGACCCCGGCGUCUCCUUCUACGUGCUCUGUCCGGACAACGGCUGCGGCGACAGUUUUCACGUGUGGAGUGAGAGCGAGGACUGCCUGCCUUUCUUGCAGCUAGCACAGGACUACAUCUCCUCCUGCGGCAAGAAGACGCUCCAUGAAGUCUUGGAAAAAGUCUUCAAGUCCUUCAGACCUUUACUGGGGCUUCCGGAUGCAGAUGAUGAUGCAUUUGAAGAGUACAGUGCGGAUGUGGAAGAGGAGGAGCCCGAGGCAGACCACCCCCAAAUGGGGGUCAGUCAGCAGUAAAACUUCGAGGGCGCCUCUGGAGGAGAGUGAGCCCUGCAGUACCCUUGGUGGGGUCGUGUGCUCUUGGGUUAGCAUUUGCAUUAGCACCUCAAAACAGGACGUCUGGCUCCCAACAUCCAAAUUCAGAUGAAAUACCUUUUUCAUGACCACAAAAUAUCUGUGAUGAGCUUUGCUCCGAAAUGACCUGAAUUUCAGUCCCACUUCAGUGGGUUUUCUAUGGAGUUGUCUUGUGGUAGCCUUUGCCACUUUGAAUCUAGAGUCCAUUUUGUGGCUGCCUAUUCUCUCUUGAGUUUAUGUUAGAGAGUUAACAUUCCCUGAUUGGAAUGUAGAGAACUCUGAAUGUAUUAAGGAUGUGUUUUGAGUCCUCACAGGUGACCUUGCUGAGGAAAACCAUGGCGGAGAGGAAAUGCAGUCUGCACUUUUUAUGUAUCCUUAAGUGUCCGUAAGUGAAAGGUUUUACUUAUAAAGCACGAGUUUUAAUAUCUAGUCGUUCACCUGCACAAGUACAAAGGCAAGGGCAGAAGAGGAGAAUCACUUAGCUUUGGAUUAAGAGGGGAAGAGAGGCAGAGAAGACAUGAGAGUAUCGCCAUCAGUACCUGCGUACGUAGCAGCUGGUUCCUGAAUAGGUGUAAAUGUUACUUCCUUCUUCAGUUGUUUGAAAAUAUGCUAAUUCCAAAGCUACUUUUAAAGUCUAGUAGUGGAAGAUAUAAAUGGGGUGAAAGACAUAAAUUAUUGACUUCUUUCAGCUAUUUAUAAAGCGUCCUACAUAUGAAAUCAAACAUUUACCUUUUCUCUUUCUAAUGAGGUGGAAACUUGUUAAAUUGUGAAAACAUCUACAAUCCAAGUAAGUGCCACUUAGAUUGUGAAGCCAUAGAUAAAUUUAAUAGGAAAAUAAACCAGGAUUAAAAAAUUUUAAAUGCAACAGAAUUCUCCUUUACUUUCUUAAUCUUUUAUUCUUUAAAAAUGAAAAGUCAAGAAAAGGCUCCUGUUAUUUAGUUAAAGUUAUAGUCAAGUACUAUUAAGGGACCUAAUGGCAGUGAAUUCUUAGAGUGCCAUGAAAGUAGGAAUAUUAAUCAUGGGGUAGCUGGGUUGAAAGGGGGCAUUUUAAUAAUCAAGAUACUCAGACAACUCAUGGAGACAAUUGCUGUUAUUUAGCCAACAGAUAUUUACGGGUACAUCCUUUGCAACACUUACUUUCUUGGACCUUUUCAUAUCUUUGAUUCUAAUAUCUAAGGAUGUGGUGCCUCCUUUAUAGCACUCAACUAUUCCUAGCAUCUGGGUUGGGGAUGUCUUAAUCAUGCACACUGGUGCCCAUUAAGUCAUCAGCAUUUUGAAUUUUAAAAAAAGAAAAACCAGGAGUAGCUGAAGCCACAGAACUCAUGGGAGUCUUGUAUAUCUUCCAGGCAUGUCGAUGUAAACCUGAUUGUCUCAGCAUUUUCUGUUUGAGUGGUGCUGUGGGGAGUUCAGCUGUUCGUGGUCAACUAGUGUACUACAGUCUUAAGUCCUUGGGUGAAAUAACACAGUGGUUUCCAUCUGUGCUUUAGUACCCAUAUUUUCUUCUUUGCUUGGAAAACAUGAGCAGUUAAUUUCAAGUUAAAUGAAUUUCUUUCAAGUAGCCUAUUAGCAAAACCCAGUUUGGGGUGAGUGGGUCCCACCUUUUGCAGCCCUGCCUGUGCUCCCACUGGCUCUGCUCUCCAGCAGAGAAGGCUGAGCUCUUCAGUCUGUCGCUAUUGCCCAGUUUGGUAACCUCCGUUUUUACACAAUAGGAUGCAGGAAUGCCUUCCGCAACAGAAAUGAAGCUCUGCUACCUUGCAUUCUAAGGUAAACUGGAAUUUUAUACAUAGAAGCUUCAAAUCUAAAUUUACAUAUGUUUGGAAAUGGAAUGGACAUUAAUAUAAAAUAUAUUUUACUAAAAAAGUAUUUAGACAUUAUCCAGUACAUUUCGGUAUUAUCAUGUUAAUGUUCUCUGUAUAACAACGGAGUUGAGGUAGACUGGGCCAUUCAAUGGGCUGAUGAAAAUUCCAGGCUUUGUUCCACCGCAGGGGUAAGAGACAACAACCCUGGAUGAGACUUAUUUUCCAUGGCAGAACCCCAAAGGUAUUAGCAAAUCUGAUUGUUUCCUUUCAAACUUCCUUUUCUUUAAUGGUGUGCCCAGUUCUCCCAAUGCUCCUGUUGAUGUGCACACGUGCACACACACAUGGUCACUCACCCACAUCUACUACACUGUGGCUACUCUUUCUGGAGCUCUGAACCAAGACCAACUCAUGAGGUCAGAGAGAUUGGCAGCCUGUAGGUUAUUUUGGAAAUUGUUCCUGAACUGAAACAAGUUCAUGACCUUUCCCAAAGGUCCAGACCAGAGUCACUUACCAGGAGGCAGAGAUAGUAUGGGAGAAACAUCUACUGGAACAGGAAGGACAGCUGUGUCCUAGCCUUGACUCUGCCACUGUCUCCAUGCCCAUGAUGAGUCACUUAACUAGAAUCAGUCAGGGCCCUUUGCUCUUCCGGAAUUAAAUGCUCCUUCUGUGGCUGCCUUAGGAAGUAUAUGGGCAGAGGAGUAACAGUCACCGACAGUUAGGGCCAGGAGAAGGAAAUAUGUUUGGAAUCUUGCCAAAGAUCCUGUCUUUAGGAUGACGGCCACCAAGCCACCUUAGAAUAUGUUGGCCUGUGAGCAUCCAACCCCAGAGUCUGCACUGGGCCCAAUCAGUGCAGCUAAUGAGAGCCUGUCCCUAACAGGAGAAGGUACCUAAGAAGAUGUAUUUGUCUUGACUGUCCCUGCCCCAUUUGCAGAAGGUAGAGCUUUUCUUGGUCCCCUGACAGUGGGGGCUUUUUGGUAUGGUAAACAUUUAACUCGGGUCGGGGGCAUGUGCAUGAGACUAGUUGGAAAAGAGUAAAAGAUGAAUACUUUGACUUUUUUGUCCUGUCAUUCAGGAGAAAGAGAGAGUGAAAGUAAAGUCAGUGAGCAAAUGGGUGAGUGUGUGUAUGAGAGAGAAUGAGGUGUUGUUGAUCGAUGGCUUGUUGGUCACUGGCCAGCUGUGAAAUCUGAACUCAAGCUUGUGAUCACAGUACAAAGCCAGGGUCGUUGGUGUGACUGAGCCACGGAGACACUCUUCUUAUGGCUGCCUGGCUCCUUCACUCUGCCCGGUGAUCGUGUCAUGCAGGCUUCAGGGAAUUAGUGAAUUGCAGAGCCAGGGAGAGAGGCAAAGCCCCAUGUGGUGCCUGGUCCUGCCAUGAGUUCCGCUACACAGAGGCUCCAUGUCUGUUGCCCAGGCUCACAGCAACACAUGGUACAUUUUAUUUUUCCCUAACCAAAACACAGAAAGUCCAUUAUACAGGAUGGUUCUCUUUGUGUCCUGGUGCCAGAAUUGGGUUUCUAGUGUACUUAAGUGAAAGCCUCUCUCCUCUAGUAGUGGCCAGCAUUGUUUGUGUAUAAAUAGAAACUCUUCUCUAGCAUAAUACAUGUCUUUGGAUAUUGUUUCCAUUUUAUGAGAGCACAGAGUGUAUGGUCCUAGGAGAGCUGACCCCAGAGUGUCACUGUAAAAUGUAUAUUUUAGGAACCUACUUUGCAUGUUAAAAUUUAUAGGUUGGAAAACUGGCACAAAUCUGAUUUCCCAUAGUGAGGGGAUGUCAGAAUAGACAGGAUUUAAUUUGAGUGUAAGGAGAAGAACUGGGGCAGGGGGAGAGUUAGGUCUCAAAGUCAUAUCUGACUUGUGAAAAACAAAAACAAAAACCAGUCAUCAGUCACCAUAUAACUGGUUGCAUGGCUCUUUAGGGACCUUCCUUCCUCAAAGAGACUUGAGUGUUGAGAGGAUGUUGGCAUGGGUUUAUGGCUUUAAAAACAGCCCCCAGCGAAGGACACAGCAGGUGUCCUGCACAUCUGGUGGGACUCCGUUCCUUCGGGAACCCAGCUGCCAGCCAGAGAAGCCUGUCUUUCAGGAGAGCUGGCAGAUUGAGGAGGGGCCAUGGUCAGGAUGCGAGGGGCAGGCCCACCUGCUCCACCUAUUCCCGAGUUGCAGAAAGAGCACAAAGAAAACUGCAGUUGGGGGGGGUAGAUCGCUUCUUCUCAAGGGUGAGCCAACUCCAAAGAGAUGCUGUUGCUGGUUGCUUCCUCUUUAGAGAAGCCUAAGAUUUUUUUUCUUUUGCAUUAAAAAAUAAUCCUCUUUCAUAAAGACCCACUCAGUUAUCUUGGCCUUCUGAUAACAGGUAUGACACAACAAGCUGAUGUCUUUUAGAUUUUAUAAAGAAUAAUUCUAAAACUUGCCAGAAUGCCUGUAGCCUGUAGUCUCUAUGGCAGUGAACAUUUCAUGUUAAAAACCCCAUUUAUAGCAAAAAAAGUUAAAAGUGUGUCCCAGACCACAUAAAAAUGAACAUUUAGUUUGCUCAGAACUAUGUUCAAGUUGUUCGGUACUAGAGAGGAUGCUGGCACUGUUUUUGGUAAACUGCCUUUCCCUGGUUUUUUUGUUUUGUUUUUGUUUCUCAAGAUUCAUUUUCUUACCAGGUACUGUAAAGAUGCAGAGCAGCACUCUGUACACCAAAUGUCAGCUUCUUAGAGGAGGAAGUAGAUCUUCAGUGACAGACCAAUCUGACACGAUCUAGAUCCAUCCCUGAUCUGUGAAUGAGAGGCAAAAUGUAGCUAAGAGAAAGAAAGAAGGAAUGGGGUUAUGGUUUGUUUUUUGCUUUGUUGUUGUUGUUGUUUUAGGCAAGAAGUGUUUCGUGUAGGGUGUGUGUUCUUUCUUUGCCUUCAUAUUUCCUUUGAAACAAAUCUCUUGUAAAUUACAAAACUGUGAAAUGGGUUGCCAAAAACUGUUGCCCUUUGUUAGAUGCCUCGAACCCUGUGAAUCCUCUCUUGCACCCUAUCCCCAUCUGUUCCCUCCUCCCUCCCCGGGAGAGCAGGAUCUCAUCCAAUGCUGUAAUUACCAUCCGCUUGCUAUUAAAGAGCCUUCCAAACCCUG